AUGUAUGUUGGCUACAUUGGGCUAGCAAUUACGCAGUCUAUUUCUCUAGUGGGACUAUUUCAGUACGGAAUGCGAACUUGGACCGAGCUCGAUUCACAAAUGACUUCCGUGGAACGUGUGGUUGAGUAUUCUAAACUUUCACCGGAACAAGACACUGGUACAAACACUCCUCCUCCAGACUGGCCGAAGACAGGAAAAAUUGCUUUUCGGUCAGUCUCGAUGCGGUACCCUGGGGGUUCUUCACCUGUUUUAAAAAGAAUUUCCUUUGAUAUAAGAUCCGGUGAAAAAAUUGGUGUUGUUGGUAGAACCGGCGCCGGAAAAAGCUCUCUUAUUUCCGUCCUGUUUCGCCUGUUUCCCUUCCAUGGUCACGUUAUUAUAGAUGGAAUAGACACCAAAUCGAUACCACUGGCUAUUCUUCGAUCAAAAAUCUCCAUUAUUCCUCAAGACCCGGUACUCUUUUUGGGUACCCUUCGCCAAAACGUGGACCCUUUUGAAGAAUACUCGGAUUCCCAACUAUGGAAUGAGUUAGAAGAAGUGGAACUGAGAGGAAUGGUUGCUAACUGGGGCUCGGGUUUGAAAACAAUUAUUCUAGAGGGAGGUUCCAAUGUUAGUGUUGGUCGGAGGUAG
Zophobas morio is the source of this 627-nucleotide messenger RNA. Its product is annotated as probable multidrug resistance-associated protein lethal(2)03659. Bases 1 to 627 code for a protein of 208 amino acids. Gene Ontology annotation, cellular component: membrane. The record is from RefSeq and is a predicted model, not a curated record. Gene Ontology annotation, biological process: transmembrane transport. The transcript has a single exon. NCBI's taxonomy places the organism in Eukaryota, Metazoa, Arthropoda, Insecta, Coleoptera, Tenebrionidae. Gene Ontology annotation, molecular function: ATP hydrolysis activity; ATPase-coupled transmembrane transporter activity; ATP binding.